AGUAACAAUAAUAUCGAUCGCUCCUCCAUUAUUGCACAGCAGAGCCUGCCCAUGGGCAGCAGCAGCAUCCAGCAGCAGUAACAACACGCUCCUCCAUUAUUUCCUUACUCUGCACACUCUGCUCCUCCAUUGAAGGGAAGGGAACCACCGUUGCUCCUCCAUAUCGAUCGCUCCAUCCAAGAUCCAAAUCCAAGCAUGGCGCUCAAGAGGAGUAGAUGUAGAUCCAUCGCCUUCCUCAACCGCCAUUGCUAGCUAGCUCCUCAAGCUGCCGGGGGAUUUGGCUGGCAUUUUGAUACGGUCGCUCAACACCCUACAUCGGAUCUUGCUGGAGGGUUUCAACAGAGGGCGGCCGGCAGACAGCAGCAUUUGGAGGCUGCCGCCCAACAGUCUGCUCAGCUAUGCUUUGCUUCUGCUUGUACUCUGUAGGACUGCUUCCUAGCUAAAGGAUCCAUACACUGAGAAAGAAGAUCCACCGGUUCCACCAUGGAGGUGGUGACCGGUGCCAUGGGAAGCUUGCUCCCCAAGCUCGGCGAGCUGCUCGUGAGUGAGUACAAGCUGCAAAAGGGCGUCAAGGAGGACGUCGAGUCCCUCGAAAGGGAGAUGAAGAGCAUGAACGCUGCCCUCGUCAAGGUGGCGGAGGUGCCAAGGGACCAGCUGGACAACCAGGUCAUCAUCUGGGCUGACGAGCUCAGGGAGCUUUCGUACGACAUGGAGGAUGUUGUCGACAACUUUCUUGUGUACGUCAAGGGAUCUGAAUCCGAUGCUGUCACCGACUCAAACAAGCUCAAAGGGCUAAUGGUGAAGAUGACCAACUUGUUCACCAAAGGCAAGACUCGCCAUCAGAUUGCCGAUGCCAUGAGGGACAUCAAGAACCGCGCCCAAGAGGUGGCUGACCGGCAUAACAGGUACAGGGUCGACGAUGCAGUUGCCAAUGCAGCUGGCAAACACAAGGUUGACCCUCGUCUGCUGGCUCUAUACAAGACUCAGAAGGAGCUCGUUGGCAUUGAAGACGCACGGAACGAGCUAACCAAUAUGCUCACAGAUGGUGUUGGUGAUGGUGAUGUUCCCAAGAAACAGCACAUGAUGAAGAUGGUCUCAAUUCUUGGACCUGGAGGACUUGGCAAGACUACACUUGCUAAGGCAGUGUAUGAUACGCUUCAAACACAAUUUGAAUGCACAGCUUUUGUUCCAGUGGGUCGAAACCCUGAAGUGAAGAAAGUUUUAAGGGAUAUCCUUUUGGAGGUUGGCAAGAAGCAGGAGCAUAUUGGUGAUGUAGCCAUAUUGGAUGAAAGACAACUCAUCAACAUACUCCAACGACUACUUGAGAAUGCGAGGUACUUAAUUGUCAUUGAUGACAUAUGGGAUUUAGAAGCAUGGAACAUUAUCAAAUGUGCUUUGCUUGAUAACAAUCAUGGGAGCCGAGUAAUCACAACUACUCGUAUUCUCGAUGUUGCCACAAAUACCGGUGAUAUUUACAAGCUAAAACCCCUUUCUCAUCAUUUGUCCGAAGAAUUAUUCUAUACAAGAUUGUUUGGUGGUAAAGAUAAAUGCCCUUUUGGUCAACCAGCUGAAGUAUCAGACAAAAUUUUACAGAAAUGUGGAGGUGUGCCAUUAGCUAUAAUUACAAUAGCUAGUUUGUUGGCAGGUAAACCAAUGGAGGAUUGGUCUAAAGUAUUCAACUCCAUUGGUUUUGGAUCUGGAGAUAGCAACACAGAUGUAGAGAACACGAGGAAGAUAUUAUUAUUUAGUUAUUAUGAUCUACCUUAUUAUCUAAGGUCUUGUCUACUGCAUAUGAGCGUAUACCCAGAAGACUAUUUGAUCAGGAAAGACAAACUGAUAUGGCAGUGGGUCGCCGAAGGUUUCGUCAGUGAGGAACCAGGGGUAAGUUUAUUUGAGACCGGUGAAAGGUACUUUAAUGAACUUGCAAAUAGAAGCAUGAUUCAGCCGGUAGAGUAUCGGCAACCAUACACAAUAGAUGCUUGUCGUAUUCAUGAUAUGGUACUGGAUAUGAUUUGUCUAUUAUCAAAGCAACAAAAUUUUGUUACUAUAUUGGAUAGUAACGAGAAGAACAUACCUUCACCAUGCAAUGCCCGUAGGUUAGCUGUCCAAAAUAGAGCCGUGCCUCUGACUAACAUGAGCAUGCCAAAAGUGAGGUCGUGGUAUGCCAUCAUGUGUGAUCCCAAUGCAUUGCCGUCUCUUUCAAACUUUCAAGUAUUACGUGUUCUAGAUAUGGAAAAGUGCGGCUUUGACAAAGACCAUCCUUACCAUCUUGAGCAUUUCAGGAGGUUACCUCAGUUGAGAUACCUGGGCCUAAAGGGCACAUAUAUUAGUAAGCUCCCAGAAGAAAUAGGAGAACUAAAAUUUCUGCAGACACUGGACUUGAGGAGCACUUAUAUAAGAGAGUUACCAGAGAGUAUUGGUCUGUUAAGGCAACUCAAGUGUCUGCAUGCUGACGUGAAUGGUGUUGGUAUAACAGUGCCGAAUUGGAUAGGGAACCUGACAUCCUUGGAAGAGCUACAUUUGAAUGCUGCUGACAAGUCUUGUAUCUUUGUGAAAGAGCUCAGAAAGCUGACAGAGCUGAGGGUGCUCUUCUGUAGGUUAACUGCGGAUGUGGAUGAGUGCUGGAUGAAAUGUUUUGUGGAGUCUUUAUGCAAUCUGCGGAAAAUCCAAGUCCUAGGUCUAUAUUUUUCCCUCACGCAACCAACAUCCGAGUUAGAUGACUACUGGAAAGGCUAUGAGCCCCCUCGGCAACUCCGUGAUCUGUGCAUACAGCAUGGUUUUAGUAGGGUCCCGGCGUGGUUUAAUUGCUCGCUUCUUCCAAACCUCUCCAGCCUAGACAUGGAAGUGGGUGAUUUUGGGGAGCAAGAUGUGCUGAACUUUGGGGGUUUGCCAGAGCUUACUUGCCUUUGGAACGCGAUUCCUGGGGGCAUGGAAUUCCCUGAUGGUGCUUUCCCCAAGUUGAGAAUCUGCAGGGUGCAUGCGCCAUUCAGGUUUCUGCAGGGAAGUAUGCAGAGCCUUGAAUCCAUUUAUAUCAUAGUGCACGUGCGUGCCUUGAAGGAUGCCAGCACUGAUUUAGACUUUAUUGGUAGCCUGGGGGACCUCCCUUCGGUUCGGAGAGUUGACGCUCAGAUCGGUUGCAAUGGUGCCUCUGCUUCUGAUAUUGAAAAGGUGAAGGCAGCGGUGAGGCAAGCAAUCGACACCCAUCCCAACCGUCCCACCCUUCAUCUCGAUGCAUAUGGUCUACCACAGACUGACGAAGAAAAAUCAGACUUGGAACAGACCAAACAGGAGUUGCUAGUAGCCCCCUGUUUGGAUCAUACUACCAGCGUUGGUACGUCUGCUCAGCUAAUCAACGACAACAACGACGAGGAAGAAGAAUCGGACUCUGUGAAGACCGAACAAAAGUCCGACCACGAAGAUGAGAACCGUCCUGGACCUCACCUAACAGAAAGCAGCGUUGACAUCGCCAGCACAUCUCCUCCGGUGCCCGCGCAGCGACAGACGUGGAGGCGGUGGGCGUGGUUCGCUUGCCUCAACUCAGGCAGCAGCAAUUCCGCUGCACCUUCCACAGCAGGUUCAAAGCAAUGUGGCGGUUCAGGGCAGGGGAUGGGUCGUCAGGAAGCAGAGGAUGAUAGUGAGGCUGCUCAGCCCUGAGUGAUAAUGUUGCUAUGCUCAUUGAUCAGUUAAACCGCAUAACUACUUUUCUUAAGACUUUCCUGAAUGAUACUUGGUUUGUAAUUGUAGUAGGAUAUGGUGAACCAGGUUUUUUGCCCCGUAGUCUGUGUCUAUGGUCAUGAUCAGGACAGCGGGUUUUCCUGGCAUUUUGCUACAAUCCUCUUUUCUAAUUUCCUACUUCACUUUGUUAAGACUUGUUGUUUUCUAUAAUGCUGAGUACUGAAAAGUGGCAUAUGCCCAAUCCUA
Molecule: messenger RNA, 3921 nt
Organism: Triticum aestivum (bread wheat)
Lineage: Eukaryota; Viridiplantae; Streptophyta; Magnoliopsida; Poales; Poaceae
Product: disease resistance protein RGA5
Exons: 6
Coding region: 484-3654 (1056 amino acids)
Biological process (GO): defense response to other organism
Molecular function (GO): ADP binding
Source: RefSeq, a predicted model, not a curated record